This is a messenger RNA of Bombina bombina (fire-bellied toad), 583 nucleotides long. Its product is annotated as cadherin-1-like. NCBI's taxonomy places the organism in Eukaryota, Metazoa, Chordata, Amphibia, Anura, Bombinatoridae. Gene Ontology annotation, cellular component: membrane. The coding region runs from base 117 to 491 and encodes 124 amino acids. Gene Ontology annotation, molecular function: calcium ion binding. The record is from RefSeq and is a predicted model, not a curated record. The transcript has 4 exons.
CAUUUUUUCCCUCCCCCUAAAACCACUGCUUUUGCAAAGGGGAGGAAUUUUGACUAUAGUUACUCUCAGCCAGAUCAAACAUCUUGCAGUUAAGAAAGGACUUUGGCAUCAGCAAAAUGAGCUGCUAUCGAUUAGCACUUCUUAUAUUCCUGAUCCAGGUGGCCCGAGGCCUCUCAGAAGUCACUGCACCAUGUGAGCCGGGCUUCAGUGAGCAGGGCUAUACAUUCUCUGUGACACGUAAGGUCUUGGAGAGAGGAAGAAUCCUGGGGAAAGUGAAAUUUGAUUCCUGCUCAAGUGCCCCCCGUGCUCUCUUCUUACCGGAAGAUACACGUUUCCGCAUUAUUUCAGAUGGGACUGUAACCGUCAAAAGGCAGAUCACACUUCACAGAGGUUCCACCAGCUUUGUGCUGAAUGCCUGGGAUGUUGGUGGCAAGAAACACUCAGUGCCUAUAUAUGUAUGGAAUGAACAAGAUCAGCAGGUGUCAGCUUGAGAGCAUCCAACGACGACACUUAUUUGUUCAAAAGAAGACUCCUUUCAUAUUAUGCUUGUGCUUUUUUAAUUAAAUAAAUCAUUUGCAAAAUA